AUGACCACCGAUAAUAACGUCUGGCUUUUUUAUCCGAAUCUCAUUGGUUAUGGUCGUAUUGUGCUUGCAAUAAUGUCCAUGUAUUACAUGUCGACUUCUCCGGCAAUGGCGAUUAUUUGCUAUGCGUUGAGCGCUGGCCUUGACGCGUUCGAUGGCUGGGCAGCGCGAACUUACAAUCAAUCAACGCGGUUCGGAGCAAUGCUCGACCAGCUCACUGAUCGAUGUGGAACUCUCGCUCUUAUAAUGGCACUUUGCAAGUUCUACCCAGAUUGGUUGUUUCCACUCCAGCUUUCGGCUGUUAUCGAUAUUGCCUCUCACUGGCUUCACCUUCAUGCAACUGACUUGACCCAAGCGACAACCCAUAAGCAAAGCUCCAAUCCGAUUCUCCAUCUUUACUACACUGAUCGCCGUUUCCUUGGCUUCAUGUGUGCCGGAAAUGAGGCAUUCUACAUUCUAUUGUACAUCCGCGCCUUCUGGGCGGGUCCCGCUAUUCCUCUCAUCGGUGUUCAUAUCAUGUCGGUCUUCGCCUUCCUCGCAUUCUUCGUUGCUUUUGUCAAAACCGCCAUCAGCGUUGUUCAUUUGUAUACAGCUGCGGACAUUGUUGUUCAAUAUGAUAUUAAGAAACGAUUGGAGCAACAGAAAUGA
Molecule: messenger RNA, 645 nt
Organism: Caenorhabditis bovis
Lineage: Eukaryota; Metazoa; Nematoda; Chromadorea; Rhabditida; Rhabditidae
Source: the annotation of a GenBank genome assembly